This is a messenger RNA of Xenopus laevis (African clawed frog), 1337 nucleotides long. It is a transcript of the gene gsx1.L, whose product is annotated as GS homeobox 1 L homeolog. NCBI's taxonomy places the organism in Eukaryota, Metazoa, Chordata, Amphibia, Anura, Pipidae. Bases 123 to 851 code for a protein of 242 amino acids. The transcript has 2 exons. Gene Ontology annotation, cellular component: nucleus. The record is from RefSeq and is a predicted model, not a curated record. Gene Ontology annotation, biological process: regulation of transcription by RNA polymerase II; regulation of DNA-templated transcription. Gene Ontology annotation, molecular function: sequence-specific double-stranded DNA binding; DNA-binding transcription factor activity, RNA polymerase II-specific; DNA binding.
CCCUGCGCUCUAACACCUCUCUCUCUAGCACUUCUCUCCAAUCUCCCUCUCUGUGCACCUGCUCUGCCAGUCCUCUCCGGCCAUUUGGCUCUGAACCCUCCAAAAGCCUGGCUACUGCACUCAUGCCUCGCUCCUUCCUAGUGGAUUCCCUUAUCCUAAGGGAGACAAACGAGAAGAAGGACGAGAACAGCCCUCCUCUGUUCCCCUAUGCGGUGCACCCCUCUCACCCCUUGCACGGAUUCCAAGCUGGGUCCUGCCACUCCCGCAAAUCCGGACUCCUGUGUGUGUGUCCCAUGUGUGUCACUGCCUCCCACCUGCACCCACCUCCACCUGGCAUCCCUCUGCUCAAAGCUUCAUUCUCCUCCUUUGGCACCCAGUACUGUCCCACCACCCUGGGCAGACAGCACUCAGCCUCUUCUGGCAUCAGCCAUGGACCAGCUCUGUACCAGGCAGCCUACCCACUCCCCGACCCCAGGCAGUUCCACUGCAUCUCUGUCGACAGCUCUGCCAGCCAACUGCCCAGCAGCAAGAGAAUGCGCACAGCCUUCACCAGCACCCAACUCCUGGAACUGGAGCGAGAAUUCGCCUCCAACAUGUACUUGUCGCGACUCAGGCGCAUUGAGAUCGCCACCUACUUGAACCUCUCCGAGAAGCAGGUGAAGAUCUGGUUCCAGAACAGAAGGGUGAAGCACAAGAAGGAAGGCAAGAGCAGCGCCCACAGGGCCAGUCCCCACGGCUGCAAGUGCUCGUCCUUAUCCAGCAAGUGCCUGGAGGAAGAGGAGGAUGAGGACUUGGCGAUGUCUCCCAGCUCCUCGGGGAAGGAGGACAGGGAUCUCUCCCCAAGUCCCUAACUCACAGGACCAUAAAGACUCUCAGACAAUUAGCACUGCCAAUGUAAAUGUGUAUAAUGACCUCUGUACAUAGUGGGGUUAAAAACAAAAACAAAAUACCAAACAGCCACUGGACAAGCAAAUACCCAACAAGCUGUUCCCUGUCACCAGCUAAUUUCAUAUCAUUUCUACUAGGGAACCUCCCUGCUCAUGUUACAUUUUGUUUGGGGGCUAUUCAGCAUUCUUCUGAACUAAAUCUCCCAUGAUCCCCUGCAAGCCUAGCCUUUAGACACUGGGAAUGGCGAGGAGGCAGAUGCAAGUGGGAGAACAGGCUGUCGGGUUCUGAGGAUUGCGGGACAUUUCUUAAUGAAUGUGCAGAAUAUAGAAAUAUUGUAAGAUUCUGGCGAAUCGAAAUUUCGUUUUAUUCUAAAUUUCCGGGGUAUGGGGUAGUUUGUAUUGUUUGUCAAUAUCAGAAAAAUAUAUUUAUUUAUUUAUGUAAAAAAAAUG